Erigeron canadensis is the source of this 1717-nucleotide messenger RNA. Its product is annotated as patellin-6. Bases 203 to 1402 code for a protein of 399 amino acids. Gene Ontology annotation, molecular function: lipid binding. NCBI's taxonomy places the organism in Eukaryota, Viridiplantae, Streptophyta, Magnoliopsida, Asterales, Asteraceae. The transcript is spliced from 4 exons. The record is from RefSeq and is a predicted model, not a curated record.
UUUACUCUUUGGUUUCUCUAAAAUCUACACAUUUUCAUUUGGGUAUCAGUCAAACCUUCAAAAAAUCCAAUAUUUCCAUCUGGGUAUCAUUCAAUCCUUCAAAAAAUCCAAUUGUUUUCACCUGGGUAUCACUCAAAACUUAAAAAGUUUCAAAAUUUCCAUCUGGGUAUUACUCCAUUUUCCAAAAAAAUUAUCAAUAAAAAUGGACUCAUCAUCAUCACCAUCAAAGUUUGAUUCAAUCACAACACCACACAGAACACCAUCAUUCAAAGAAGACACAUACCAUCUCUACAAUCUCAAACCAUCUGAAAAGAAAGCCCUUCAAGAACUCAAAGAAAAACUCACCACACCUGAGAAUGCUGACAUCAGCAUGUGGGGCAUCCCACUGCUACCAACAACCACCACAUCUGAGAAAGCUGACGUCAUCCUGUUGAAAUUCCUAAGGGCAAGAGACUUUAGAGUUCAAGAUUCAUUGACCAUGUUACAAAAGUGUCUUGCUUGGAGGAAAGAAUUUGGUGCAGACAACAUUGUUGAUGAAGAAUUAGGGUUUAAGGAACUUGAAGGUGUAGUGGCAUAUAUGAAUGGGUAUGAUAAAGAAGGCCAUCCUGUUUGUUACAAUGCAUAUGGUGUGUUUAAAGAUAAAGAAAUGUAUGAGAAAAUAUUUGGAGAUAAUGACAAGUUGAAAAAGUUUUUGAGAUGGAGAGUUCAAGUUCUUGAAAGAGGGAUUAAAAUGUUGCAUUUUAAACCUGGUGGGAUUAAUAGUAUUAUUCAAGUUACUGAUCUUAAAGAUAUGCCUAAAAGAGAACUUAGAGUUGCUUCUAAUCAUAUUUUGUCUUUGUUUCAAGACAAUUAUCCUGAAAUGGUUGCUAAAAAGAUCUUUAUCAAUGUACCAUGGUACUUCAGUAUGUUGUACUCAAUGUUUAGUCCAUUCUUGACUCAAAGAACCAAAAGCAAGUUUGUGCUUUCUAAAGAAGGAAAUGUCGCCGAAACUCUUUACAAGUACAUAAGGCCUGAGGAUGUACCAGUACAGUAUGGUGGACUGAGCCGCCCCAACGAGUCGAACGGCCCACCCAAACCAGCUUCUGAGUUCACAGUCAAAGGUGGAGAAAAAGUCAAUAUUCAAAUUGAAGGCAUUGAGGCCGGUUCAACUAUAACAUGGGAUAUCGUGGUUGGAGGGUGGGAGUUGGAAUACAGUGCAGAGUACGUCCCAAUUGCAAAUGGAAGCUACACCAUUGCGGUGGAGAAGUCAAGGAAGGUGGGAUCAGGUGAAGAGGCAGUUCACAACUCUUAUACCACAAAAGAACCUGGAAAGUUGGUGUUGUCCGUUGAUAAUUCAGCCUCUCGGAAAAGAAAGGUUGCUUCCUACCGUUACCAAGUACGAAAACCUCCCGUUGUGAUGUGAGUUUCUUUUGAAACCGUUUGUUACCCGUCUACUCUAGUGUUUUUGGUUCUAUUGGUGUUGUCAUGAAGUAAUGUUUGCCUACCUAAUAUGUAACUUGUAAGUUGUAAGAAGAAAACGGUUGUAUUACAUUACCUAUUUAGAAUAUGAGUAGAUUAAGGUAGAUGAUGAUAUUACGCGGUAUGCUAGUUAGGGGUAAAAAAAAUAGGCUUUGGCUUUUGGGAUCGCAGUGUGAUCUGCAAAGUAAAGCUUGGCUGAUGAGUCAUGUAAUCCAUCCCGUUUGACGUGGACUAUUAGAGUUUAUUUUUUUUACAAUGA